CGCACACGAAUUGGUUAAAGUCAUAUCAUCCUUCCAUGAACCUUUAAAAACCUUGUCUCAGCAAGUUGCUAAGUGUUGUUUCCUAUUCUGUUCAAGGUUCAUCUCAGUUGUAAGAAGCCCAUCAUGAAGGACACUCGUCUUGGAACAGGAUGACAACACAUUUUGAGUCUGAGCAUCGAUCACUGUCCGGAUUGGGAAGAGCAGAAAAUAUAUUCAGCUCAUGUGCCACAUACCCAGCUAUGUGUGUUACACUCCACAAGGCCUUAUGUGACGAGCACUCGUUGUGGGACAGGGUGCUGCAACACUUUGGUUCCUGUGACGAUCACUGCUCUGAUAAGGCAGAGUCAAACAUGUUGAGACACUCAUCGUGGAUCAGGGUAUCACCGUACUUUGAAUCUGGUGAUGCUAGGUGCCUUGAUAUGUCACUAACUCUGUUGAAAUCAUUAAAUCCAAGGCAAGAGAAAAUAAAAAUGCAGGUAAAACUCUGAGCUAUGUUCACUGACGACGAAGAAGUGAACUCAGAAUAGCAGUCCUUACAAACGAUGAGAUGUUCAUGACAUAGUCCAGGAACUCCUACCUAGCAAUCUGGUGUGUGACAGCUACUCGGCUGAGAAAUAGCUACAUAUCAGAGCUGAGACAAUGCAUCGACUUCAUCUUCAAUCACCUUGACUUUAACUUCUUUGUGAACCUCAUGCCUACUCUCUCCAGCUAUCACUGCGUGUGGUCAUAUAAUUCAGGCUACACGAGUCUAACGCGGUCUUUCUUUAGUACAGUUGUGUUCCUCUGCCCAAGUGAUGAUCUCAUUCUUCUUCGGACAUAAGUGUCAAUGCUUGCGGUGUGCUAAAUGUGUUACUUACGAAUCACGCAUCGUGCUUGGGCUUGUCGCUAUUGGGCUUACUUUUUGGGCCGUCUAUGCCAUUAUUACUAAUCGAGAUUCAGGCCCACCAUCCGAUUGCUUUAAGUGUGAUAGGGUUUCUCCCUUGUGUCACAUUAAGUCUGCUUCGCCGCAUAGAGGUCUCUCUUCUCCUCUCAAACAUGUCGACUCCAAGAAGAAGUGCUCGUCUUCAACCCUCCGGAGAUGCUCCAUGCAACCCCUCUCCGAAUCCCUCAGCGGUGUCACAAGCCCCCUCGGCUUCGUGCACUCGUAAGUACGCACGGAAACGCCCUCGUCGCCCCACGCGGUCCACUCCAUCUAGGGAACCGUCUGAACCUGCCGACGAUCCCACCUCCGAAUCAGAUGACGACACCGCCGAUGUCACUCCAGAACAUGUUGCGCCUCAGGAUCCUCCACAAGCCGGCGACGAAGCCGAUUGUACCGAGCUAAUCUCAAAGAACAUCAGACAUGCAACCAUUCGAGAUGCGUUUCAAGCUAGAAUCAGGGAGAACCCAGAACUUCUCAAGCCCUCUAAUCGACCCUUCAACCGUCUCUUUGCAUCCUUCGCGGCAACCGAAAGGUAUCACUCCUUGGAGAACAGAAAGUUCCUGGAGCAACUACGUCUCCCUCUCUCCGACGAAGAUCUUCAGGAUGUCAAGGAAGUGGUGCUUCAAUCAGGCCUGAUCUACACUCUCAUCGACGUCGAUCCAUUCCAGCCAAGCGUGGUUAGAGAGUUCAUAGCCAAUCUUCCGGAUGCUGAGGAACGUGAUGAUGGCUUAGCGGUCUAUGUCAGAGGAGCAGUAGUGAACUUCUCACCUUCGUUGAUCAACUCCAUCUACUGCACUACUGGAGAAGACAAGGAACCGAGCUGGAUGAAGGAAAACAUCGAUGAGGUAUGUGGGUUUCUAACAGAAGGGAGAGUUCGACGCUGGGAAGAUAUGAGCUCUAAGUAUCUCACCCCUCAAAAUCAAGUCCUCUACAAACUCGUGUGCUCCAACUGGAUUCCCACUACUGCCUACACAGCAAUGAACAUUGAGCGGCUUCGCUUCGUCUACAUGCUCCAUCACCACACUCGCUUUGAUUUUGGGAAGCUCGUGUACAAUCAAAUCACAUCAAUGGCAGAAAACAUCAAGACCGAGCAGUCUCGUCGCAUUCUCUUCCCUACACUGAUACAGCAGGUCUUGCUUGCUCAACGCUCCAUUCCUCCUGACUCCAGUGAUGAAGACUUGAUUGAGUGUCCGCGAGCUGUGGUCAAAGACAAGAAGGCUGGCCUAGGAGAUGGCAUCGUCUCACGCGCCCCUAACCUUGAGGAGGACGUUCUUCAUGCCAUUGCCGAACUCAAAGCCAUUCACAUUCGGCUCAAGAGGGGAGACUAUGGAGUCAUCGGGAGCACCUCAGCCUCGGCAGAUCAAGAAGAAAACUAAAAUGUGUUUGCUGAUUAGUUGUCUUAUCCUUGUUGCUGUAUCUUUUCUUAUUUGCAAUCUCUGAGUUUCUGAACUCUGAACUCCUCUAUCUAUCGGCUGUACUAUCCUAAUUUUUCUCGCGUUUGAAUUAAGGAUAUCGUUUGGUGUGUUAAUUGGGAUUGCCCUCUCUUCUAACCAGUUAUCUGGCAGGAUCUGUGUGUGCGUGUGUGAGUUCUGUUUCAGGUAGCAGGUAAGUCACAUUGAGCUAAAAAGGGGGAGAAUGUUAGCUCCAGGAUUGGAGCUGAGUCCAUGUGAAGCAGUGGAGUGUCACGUAGCUGACUUGGUGUGUGAUAUACCGGAGUGAUAUGUUACGCAGGCGGUUCGAUGUGUACCGGUUCAAUUCAAGUUGGAUAAGGAUAAUGUGUAUCAAGAGAAGCUUGGGAGAUAAGCUUCACGAAGAUUUGGUAACAGCAAGAUCGUGACUUGAGGAUAAGUCCUGGAAGAUCUUCUGGUACAAGAUUUGAGUGAGAUGAGAUCGCAUCUCAGAUAUAUAAGGCAGUGAGAGGCAGGGGGCUUACUCACGGGUUUUAGAGUUUAGAAAGCGUGAGCUUGAAAGUGUUCAGCAGCGCGCAUAGGAUCAUUGUGACAGGGGGAGAGUAGCUCGACCUGUCCUUGGGUAGAAUAGGAAUUGGUUCGUGUCAAGUCCAGCAGGACGUUGUGUAAUUCGAAUUAGACAAGUCAGAUUGUGAUUGUCUAAGAGAUUCUUAAUAAAACAAGUGUUGUUUUGAGCA
This is a messenger RNA of Raphanus sativus (radish), 3068 nucleotides long. RefSeq lists its product as uncharacterized. The record is from RefSeq and is a predicted model, not a curated record. The transcript has 2 exons. NCBI's taxonomy places the organism in Eukaryota, Viridiplantae, Streptophyta, Magnoliopsida, Brassicales, Brassicaceae. The coding region runs from base 913 to 2298 and encodes 461 amino acids.